Cucurbita moschata (crookneck pumpkin) is the source of this 1659-nucleotide messenger RNA. Its product is annotated as F-box protein At4g18380-like. NCBI's taxonomy places the organism in Eukaryota, Viridiplantae, Streptophyta, Magnoliopsida, Cucurbitales, Cucurbitaceae. The transcript has a single exon. The record is from RefSeq and is a predicted model, not a curated record. The coding region runs from base 200 to 1357 and encodes 385 amino acids. Gene Ontology annotation, molecular function: protein binding.
GUCAGCAAAAUAUGAAGUGUAUGCGUCUUUUCUCUGUUCUUACAAAUCUAUGGUCAAACGAACAACUCAAAAACCACGGAGUCUCUUUUUCUCUCUCUACAAACCGUCGAAUUAAUGCCUUAAAUCUUCACUCGUUUUUGCCUCAAAUCCAUACCAACAACAGCCACGAUCAAGAUCCGGAAUCGAGAUCAUUGUGUCCAUGGAUCCGAUCAAGGAUCAAUUUGAAAUACGAAAUCGAGGUCAAGAACAGCAACAACUAGUUGUAGAUGAAGAAGAAGAAGAAGAUGAUGAUGAUGAUUUAGACUAUUUUGAUCUUCUUCCUGAUGCGAUUCUUCAUCUCAUCUUCAACAAAUUGAUCGAUGCUCGUUCUCUUAUUCGAUGCCUUGCCGUCUCCAAGCGAUUCGCUUCUCUCAUUUUGCAAUCCGAGACUGUUUUUCUUGCGAUUCCUCGUCCUGUACUUGAUUCGAAGCGGAAAUCGAGAGUCGGUCGUCGAUCGCCGCCGAAUUCCUUGAUUAGGUUUUUUGUUCGUAAGUUUGUGUUUACGCCUUUUCGUUUUAUUCGGCGUGUGAUUACUCGUACUUCGACGCCGAGUUCUGGAUUUGGCGAUUGGUACUACUGGCCGAGUGUUGCGUUGAAGGAAUUUAGAGGAAUUAAGUUCGUUCAUAUGGAACUUCCUUGCUGUGGCGAUGAAAUCGGCUCUAUUCAUGGCGGUGGUCCCUUGCUUAAGUGGAAGGCCGAGUUCGGUGCUGAAUUGAAGAGUUGCGUCGUUCUUGGAGCGUCGUCUUUGCGGCGGAAAUCGAUUGUUCAUUCUGAUUCAGAGGCCAAAGAAACAGAAGAAGAACGCGUAGUAGAAGCAGAUUCGGAAACGGAAUUGGGAGACGAAGAACUUAAACUAAGAAUUGUAUGGACGAUUUCAUCCCUAAUCGCUGCUUCCAUGAGACAUUAUUUGGUCAAACAGAUGGUAGCCGAUUUCCCGAUGCUACAGAGCGUGGUGAUAACCGAUUCAACAAAACAAGGAAGACUCUGUAUGGAGGAGAAACAACUCAAAGAACUGAGAGACUCGAUGAAAUCCUCCACUUCGAAUCAAUCUCCAGUAGAAAGGACUGUAAUACCAGAUCUGCACAUGAAGAUGUGGCAUGUGCCGGUGCUGGACCUACCAGCGUCCGGCUCGGUGAUGACGGCGGCGACUCUGGUCGUGAUCAGACCUAGUUCUGCAGGUAUUGCUUUAGAUGGAUUAGAUAAAAUGGGAGAUGAAUUCGACGCAGAAGAAACAGAGAAACAUGGAGCAUAUGGUGAAGCUGCGAGAAAAUUGAUGAAGUUGAAAAGAAACUACACCUUGGAGGUAAAUUCUUUCUGAUAAUCAAGAACUUCAUCGAUCACGAAUUCUUGUUCCCACUUUUUAGGGCUGUCGAGUAGAGAAUUGGUGUAAAUUUUGGUGAGCCUUUUAUUUUAUCUGUUAGGUUUGUGGUUUAGAUUCGUUUUGGGCAUCUAACCUUUUGUUUUUUCGUUUGGCUCAAAGAUUUAGGGAUUCGAUUUGUUGUAAAUGUUCGCUGACAUUUGGUGAUGUGUUAGGACAUAGAGAGGGUUUUUGCCUUUUUCACAUAUAGCUCCAAAUAUUUUCUCAUCAUAAACCUACUUAUUAUAUACAUAAUUUAUUUU